Messenger RNA from Oryzias latipes (Japanese medaka), 2288 nucleotides. RefSeq names its product RAB GTPase activating protein 1-like 2 (gene rabgap1l2). The record is from RefSeq and is a predicted model, not a curated record. Lineage: Eukaryota; Metazoa; Chordata; Actinopteri; Beloniformes; Adrianichthyidae.
UAACUCAGGCAGGGUGUGAAAAUCAGGCUUGGUGGUGAGCUUAAUUACAGACAGAAGUGCUGACAGGUCCCAGACAAGCACAAACAUUUGAACCAGAGACAGAAGUGCACAGCUGUAUGCUAAAGAGGGAAAUGAAACUAAUGGGUCAGGAAAAGAUUUCAGAGCCAAUGGAAGGUUCAAGAUAGACCUUUUUCACAUGACGAAGACGCUGUAAAAACAAAACAAAAGAGUUGUUGUGAUUUAAGGGUGGAGGCACGAAAACCCUCCUAUUCUAGUUACUUGCAUUGAUAUUUAUUGCUGUUCCUGCUGGACCUGUUUCCUUCUCGCUCAGCCUGUAAACAACAAAAGUGCUGCAACACCCCCCGGGGCCAAAUAUCACAAAUACCACAUCCUUUACUUCUUUGGGUGACAAGUUGGGCAGGUUUGCUGAGCAUCUUUGAACAAAAAAAAAAACCAAAAGGAUUUUAUUUUGAAACGAAAGGUGCAACAAUGCUCAUCCUAUAUGUGCAUGUUAUUUAUAUUUGUUCUUUUUCUUAUCACUGCUCUAGUCAUUUUUUCCUGAAUGAAAAGUGAGGCCAUAAAGCAAUGUUUGGUCAGUGUCGGGAAGAAGAAAGGUGAGGUGAUAAGAAAUGCAAACACGCCUGUGGGUGUGUCCAAGCUGUCAUUCUUAAGCCCUUUCUGCUCUCACACCUGAAGCACAACAAGUGUCGCUAAGUCACUCUAACUUCUGCCUCUUCUGUGCGUCUCACCUUUGGACUGUAAUCGCUUUUCAGGACUUUAACCUGUAAUUUCCUGUUCCAUUUUUGCUGCAAACAAGAAUUCAAGAAGCUUCUUAUGUCUUAACUUGACGGAUUCAUCUGGGAAUAUCUCUUGACAUCUGAAAGUGGAUUAUCUCGGUUGAAGUUGGUGACUCUGAGACACCACGGCUUUCUGAGUGGAAGAACAUUUUUGGCCGAGAUGAUGGAAGAGAUGGCCAUGGUGACGGCCUGUGAUGCACGCGCCAUUGAAGAGAUGAGCGAGGAGGAGAUCCUUGCAUGUCUGGUGGCUGAAACAGAACCAACAUUCACAGUGCCAUCAAAGAAAGCUAAACUAAAAGGAAGUCAGCUUCAGUUCAUGGAUAAAGACCCGCUAGACACAUAUGUGGAGGAAAAUCGUCGGCUUCAGCAGACCAGCCUCCGCCUGGAGCAGGAGAACGAUAACCUUGCUCACACACUGAUCACCAGCAAGGUUCUUCUGAGAAACGCUCUGGAUAAGGCAGAAGACAGGGUGGAUGAACUAACAAAAGACCUUCUGCUGACCAGACAUCGACUGAAGAUCACAGAAGAUGAGAAAAGAGGGAAAGAAGAGGAAGCCGCCAUGAUGAAGGAAGUAUUACGGAGAGAACUGGAAAAGGCUGAGCAGGAAAUCAAAAGGUCUUCUGGUAUUAUUGCUGACUACAAACAGAUCUGCUCUCAGCUGACGUUGCGCCUGGAGAAGCAGCAGGCCGCAUUCACAGACCAACUCAACACAAUCAUUAGUGCAAUCAAGGAUUGCCCCCACUGUCAACACACAGCUGGGUCAGCUUUGGAAAGUCAUAACUCUAAAGCAGAGGAGCAGACCGGUGUCCAACAGAAAACUGAAGAAGUCAGAGAGGAGCCUGAUCCAACUUACACACCAGUUGAUCAGCGGAGGCAGGAGGACCAGGAGAAGGAGUCCCUCAGGGCUCAGAUCACAAACCUACAAAAAGAGCUGGCACAGACCAAACUGCAAAUGGUGGAGGCCAACUGCAGGAUUCAGGAGCUGGAGCACCAGAAGGGAGUUCUGUCCAACAACCUUCAGGAAGCCAAAAACAGCUGGAUCAAUAAGGCCUUCAUGUCCCUGCGAACAUCCGGCAGUGGACUUCCCAGCAUUUCCCCAAACAAAGAUGGAGGCCCAGCUUUAACCCUGCACAAUGGCUCACUGUCUGAACUAUCUGGAUGGACCCCAAAAAAACUGUCAUGGUCUCACAGAAACAACCGAGCACACGUCUGACAGCUGGACACCAAAGGACUACUAAAGUGCAUUGACACGUUUAUUUUAUUUCAACUGUGUCUGCUUCCAGCGUGCAGCAGAUGGGGCUGAGGAGCAUAAAACCCACUAAGGAGAGUACCUGAAAGUACACAGGGAGGGGCUUACAUGUAUGUUUACCUUUUUCAAACCACUGCUCUGCCUGUCCAUGUAUUUUUUUAAUGUAAAUUCCAGUCACCAACAUUUUUUUGUGUAUAAAACUGAAACAAAAUAAAGUCAAAAUCACACCAGCUUGUGUUUUG